Messenger RNA from Phragmites australis (common reed), 2153 nucleotides. RefSeq lists its product as uncharacterized. The transcript is spliced from 11 exons. NCBI's taxonomy places the organism in Eukaryota, Viridiplantae, Streptophyta, Magnoliopsida, Poales, Poaceae. Gene Ontology annotation, biological process: nucleobase-containing compound metabolic process. Gene Ontology annotation, molecular function: nucleic acid binding; 3'-5' exonuclease activity. Bases 243 to 1934 code for a protein of 563 amino acids. The record is from RefSeq and is a predicted model, not a curated record.
GCAGGGGCAGAAUGAGUAGGUGAGCAGGGGAGAACAAGUCGAGCGGAGAGCCGAGCCGAGAAUGGAAACCUGAUCAAGCCGCGUGGGCCCUGCUCUCGGUCACGUGCCCCCUUCAACUCACCAUCUCCUCUCCCAAAGCCACAAGCCCUAGCAUCCGUUCGUACCAGAAAUCCAAAAGAUUGGGGGAAGCCGGGAAGGACGAGUUUGACCGGAAUCGUUGAAGGCUAAGCAUGCUUUGAAGUAUGGAUUGUUUUAAAGAAGUUACUCAGGAAGGCUCUGAAACCAAUCAGCACAAUGUGGGGUGCUCCAUAUGUCUACAUGCAUUUUCUGAUCUGUCACAUGUUCCUGCAGUCACUUUUAUGUGUCUCUUGAAGCACUGCUACGUUUAUGGUACCCACAAAGCAUCCUCAAAGUUCCGGAUUGGUCAACAGCUGGUAAAAAUGGCACUGCAUAAUGCUCCUCAGCCAGGCCCAUUCACCUAUGUUGUUCAAUGCAUGUACAUCGCACCUUUGCUGGGGAAAACUUAUGCUGAAGGGUUCAGCCAUAUGUUGACAUCUUCAUUAAGGCAUUUGAAAUCUGUGGAAUAUGUACAGAAAGAUUUCUUUGAGGCAAAGCAUCUUGCUGCACGACUUGUUCUUGAUAUCCUUGCUUCUGUUGUACCCCAUGAGAACCGUAUACUAGUAAAGCUUCUUGAGACAUUUGAUGUUCAAUUGAGAGACAUGGCUCACGCUUUGUAUGGUUCAGAGUUGGAUGACGAAGAUCUAGUGAAAGCAAGAGAACAUCUCAAACAAUAUGUAAAAUGCUUUAUGGAAUCAGAAUCCUAUGUGGCUGCUGUGGCUAUGAUAACACGUUUUUCCAUCCAGUGUUGUGAUGAGUCUUUUCUCAUAAAAUUGAUUGAAAGUAAUCAAUUCGAGGUAGCAGAGGAGUGUGCAACUUUCAUGGGCAAGGAAAUGAUAUGUUUCAUCAUUGAAAAGUAUCUAAAUAUGAAAAUGCUAAAGAGUGCAAACAAGUUGGUGAAAGAACAUGACCUUACAGAAGAGUUCCCAGAUGUUAACUUUUUGUAUAAAGAGAGUUUAGUGAAGAAGUUGGCAGAAAAAGGGUGCUGGGAUAUUGCAGAAGUUCGAGCGAAGAAGGAAACAAAACUCAUGGAAUUCCUGGUAUAUUUAGCCAUGGAAGCUGGUUAUAUGGAGAAGGUUGAUGAGCUUUGCCAGCGAUAUUCUCUAGAAGGUUAUGUCGAUUCUUUGGUUCGAGAGGAGAUCUUUUGUGGAUCUGAGUACUUAGAUCUGAAGACAUUGGGUUCAGAAGAAAUUGUCUGGGUUGAUGAGAUCGAUGGACUGCUUAAUGCGACAAGUUAUAUUGAAGGUUGUAAAAUUAUUGGCAUGGAUUGCGAGUGGAAACCUAAUUUUGAGAAAAAUAUCAAACCUAAUAAGGUCUCAAUAAUACAAAUUGCAUCAGAUAAGAAAGCCUUCAUCUUUGAUCUGAUUAAGCUGUAUGAAGAUGAUCCAAAAGCAUUGGACAGCUGCUUCAUGCGAAUUAUGUGUUCUUCUAAUAUACUAAAGCUGGGCUAUGAUGUUCAAUGCGAUCUGCAUCAACUAGCACAGUCAUAUGGGCAAUUGGAAUGUUUCCAGUCCUACGAUAUGUUGCUUGAUAUCCAGAAGCUGUUCGAAGGAGCUACUGGUGGUCUCUCUGGAUUGUCAAAGAAAAUAUUAGGAGCUGGUCUGAACAAGGCACGGCGGAAUAGCAACUGGGAGCUGCGGCCACUCAGCCAGAAUCAGAAAGAGUAUGCUGCUCUUGAUGCUGUGGUCCUUAUACAUAUAUUCCAUGAACAUGUCGGGAGGCAACCUCAGUUUGGUGUCUCUGAGGGAUGCAAAGUGGAAUGGAAGUCUCACAUUGUUUCCCGAGUGAAUAGCGGGCGUAGGCUAUUGUGUUUCUAGAAUAGGUUUGCAUAAGUUGCGUAGGCUAUUACCAUAACUCCGUAAGGAACCUAACUGUUCUUAACCUUUCACAGUUCUCGGACAUCAUAGCUGAUCUCAGAAGCUAGUGCUGCUACUUGUUACCCGUGUAAAUAUUACUAGUUUACUACCUGCUUCAGACUUUCUUUCCUGCUGUGUCACAUUCAGGUUGAUUACAAUCGGUACCAGUUGAAAUUUCAA